Molecule: messenger RNA, 1386 nt
Organism: Aspergillus oryzae RIB40
Lineage: Eukaryota; Fungi; Ascomycota; Eurotiomycetes; Eurotiales; Aspergillaceae
Product: putative Snf1 kinase complex beta-subunit Gal83
Exons: 3
Coding region: 1-1386 (461 amino acids)
Biological process (GO): signal transduction
Cellular component (GO): cytoplasm; nucleotide-activated protein kinase complex; nucleus
Molecular function (GO): protein kinase binding
Source: RefSeq, a predicted model, not a curated record
AUGGGUAACAACCCUUCCAAGGGGCCCGCCGGAGAUGUCCCGUCGACUUCGGGUCACUCGACCCAUGCUGGUUCUGCGGGUGACAGAAAAGUGACGCGCCGACCUUCGCUCAACGCUCCAUCGGGUACAGCAAAAGCCACUGCCGCGGAUCCCUCUGCAUCCAAAGAGACUGCAACUGGCCAUCCAGUUUCGCAAAAUCAGGCAUCGGUUCAACAGCGUCUUCAAUCACGCAAUGCCCCAGACUCAGCGACACGGCAUGCGCCCGAUACUAAGAAAGCAGAUCCUCACUAUAAAGAAAUACCCUCCCCCGAUCCGUCAAACCCCGUCCAGGUACCAACUUCACGAACUAGCGCUAGGCACGAUCACUAUACAUCCGUAGCGCCUUCCGGUCCACCUCACAAUGCCUACUACAGCGCAUCUGCCCAUCUCCAGCGGCCACCACGAUUGCCUCUACCGAUUGGUGAUGCCACGGCGACGCCAGGUUCACCUUAUAUGGGUUCGCCUCCCUCGGAACGAUUGCUCGAUGAACAAGCAGGUCAGGGAGAUCCAAAGCUUGGCGAUGCUGCCGUCGAAGAUGAAGAAGUUUUGGAAGAGCUGGAGCCGUAUACAAGCAGUGGUGUCGGCAGGCCUGUCCCUACGAUUAUAGAAUGGACUGCUCCUGGCGACAAGGUCUAUGUCACCGGUACAUUCGUCAACUGGGAGAAAAAGUUUCGUCUACACAGAAGCAGUGAAAGUAACCCCGGCGUUAUGUCAACGAGGUUAAAUCUCCGCCCUGGAACCCACCACUUAAAAUUCAUCGUAGACGGUGAGAUGCGUGCGGCGGACAGUCUUCCCACUGCAGUAGACUUUACCAACCACCUCGUUAAUUACAUCGAAAUAAGCGCCGAUGACACUAAUCGGUCACGGAGCGGGAGCGAUAAAACAUCUCAAAGCAACGUUCCUCCCGGAGUCCACCCUCCGCAAGUCCUCCCCACCCGAGUUGGGUCUGAGCAGGUUGGAUCUGGAUCAGCCGUUGAAGAUCAACCGGACGAAUGGGAAGAAAUCCCCCAAGGGGACUUCCGUCGUAUAAUCCCGCAGUUCCUUGUUGACUUAGACAGAGAAGAUGAAACACAAGAGAGCCCAGCUUACCAACAAGCUGUCAAUGUGAUUGGCGAUGCACCUACGCCGCCAAGUCUUCCCCUCUUCCUGGGGAAGUCGAUAUUAAACGGCACUACGCCAAUGAAGGACGAUAGCAGCGUGCUCAACUAUCCCAACCAUACUGUUUUGAAUCAUCUGGCGACGAGCAGCAUCAAAAACGGCGUCCUCGCUACCAGUGCAACAACCAGAUACAAACGCAAGUACGUAACGACAAUUUUGUAUAAGCCAACCGGGGAUAUCGCGGGAUAG